Malania oleifera is the source of this 3116-nucleotide messenger RNA. RefSeq lists its product as uncharacterized. NCBI's taxonomy places the organism in Eukaryota, Viridiplantae, Streptophyta, Magnoliopsida, Santalales, Ximeniaceae. The record is from RefSeq and is a predicted model, not a curated record. The transcript is spliced from 2 exons. Bases 426 to 2930 code for a protein of 834 amino acids.
AGCUGUUCCACAUUAGUCAUGAAAAAAGGAGUCUUGGGAUCUUUUGAUUGAUUCGUUAAGAAACUUUCAGAGCCUAAACCCUAGAGAGAGAGAGAGAGACACCCAAGCAACAGCAAAGAAAACCCUUAUCCAAGUUAAAAAAGGAGAACCUGAAGGAAAAACUAACACCGACUUCCCGGAUAAGCAUUAACAGAAAGAGAAGCCUUACUCUUCCUAGCACCUCCACACAUCUUAAACGUGCUCCCUAAGCUCAUAUUUCCUCUUCAAUUUAUAUCCAUUCCCUCCCCUCCACAACUCAAAUUAGAACAGCAACAACAAAUUUAAUUUCAGAGUUCAAACCCAAAUUCCGGCAUCAAAUCUACACCCGUUCAACCCCAACUGAUUCAAUUGAAAGAAUCACCUCUGCACCUGGGUUUUUGGCUGAUAUGCCAGACAUGGAUAGUGGAAAAUCCAUGGAAGGUGAAGGAAGCAUUCAUUUGCAGAUUGUUGAGCUUAAAAAGCUCAGCGAAACUCGUAGUGCUGGUACCACCAUUUUUGAACCUCAGAGCAGCAUUGAGAAAAGAGACAGCAGCAAUACAAACUAUGCAUCUCCGAGGGCUGGAUUGCCAGUCCGUGCACCGGAAAAGAACCUGACACUGUUCGCUCUUCGCCUUGCAGUUCUUGAGAAAGCAGCUACCGGCCUAGGAACCCUCGGAUUUAUCUGGGCAACAGUUGUUCUUCUUGGUGGUUUCGCCAUCACUCUAGAUAAAACCGACUUCUGGUUCAUCACCAUCAUUCUGUUGAUUGAGGGGGCUAGAAUAUUCAGCAGGAGCCAUGAGCUUGAAUGGCAGCACCAAGCAACAUGGUCAAUCACAGAUGCUGGAAUCAACAGUUUCCGAGCAGUGAAAGCCAGUUCCCACUUCCUCCUGCAAGCCAUGAGAGCAGUUUUCCGGGCAAUUUUUGCUGCUCGGAAGAUGAAUCAGCACGGUAGAGAAAUUACAGACAGCAAGCGGGGAUUAAGCCCCAGAAACUGGGAUGAGCAACGGGCGCCAACUCGGACAUGGAUGAGCUCAGAUGUUCCUCUGUUGCCGUAUGCUCAAUGGGUUUUCCUGUCAAGAAACAUCAGCAAACUUCUGUAUUGGCUGCAGCUUGCGUCUGCCACUGCCUGUGUGGCUCUCUCACUAAUGAAACUUAUCAAGCACAACUACGGCGAUGUGGAGAAAGGAGAUACUGACAAGAAGAAUCGGAAAUCUGCGCUGAAUAUUUUCUAUGCCUUGGCCCUGGCAGAGGCUCUGCUGUUUCUUCUAGAGAAGGCUUACUGGGAAUGGAAGGUCAUCUACUGUAAACUGUUGGAUGAGGUGAACAAUGAGUGUGAGUUGGGGACUUCAGGUGUUGUUUCCAUCAGGAGAUUCUUUUAUGAUGCCUACUCAAAAUGUGUCAACGGAAGCAUAUUUGAUGGCCUAAAAAUGGACAUGGUUUCAUUUGCUAUGGAUCUACUGGCUUCAAAUUCCUCAGAUGAGCAGUUCAUUGGAGCUAGGAUUCUGCGGCAAUUUGCUGCAAGUGAGCGAUUUUCUAAUGAUACCCUCCAAAAGAUUGGUAUAUCUUUAUCAGUUAUAGAAAGAUUAGUUGAAAUGUUGAACUGGAAGGACCCAAGAGAAGAAGAGAUCAGACUAUCUGCUGCAGAAAUAUUAUCAAGACUAGCGGGUAAGAAGCAGAACUCCCUUAGGGUUGCCGGAAUUCCUGGUGCAAUGGAAUCAAUUUCAUCUCUGCUCCACACCAGCAGGAGCUCUGCCAAUGCAGCUGAUGAAAUCUGUGACAAGAAAAUCAUCUUUGACCAUGAAAAUUAUGGUUUCUAUACCUUCAACCAUUUGGGACUUACCAUUUUGAAGAAACUUGCCCGUGAUCAUGAUAAUUGUGGGAAGAUUGGAAACACAAGAGGCCUCUUACCAAAAAUUAUAGAUUUCACACAUGCUGAAGAGAGGUUGCUUAAGGAUGACAAUGUAACACCAUCUCAGAUUCUUAGAGUGAAAAGAUCCUUGCAAGUGAUAAAGAUGCUGGCGAGCACAACAGGCACUACAGGGAAACACCUCCGGAAUGAGAUUUCUGAGAUAGUUUUCACAGUCAGCAACAUCAGAGAAAUUUUACGGCAUGGAGAGAAACACCCAAUGCUGCAGAAAUUGGGCAUAGAAAUUUUGACAAGUCUGGCAUUGGAAGAGGAAGCAACAGAAAGGAUUGGGGGCACAGGAGGAGUUCUCAAGGAACUAUUUAACAUUUUCUUCAAACAAGGGAUGCCAGAAUAUGAAAAUCAUGUAAAAAUAGCAGCUGGAGAAGCACUGGCAAUGUUGGCACUGGAGAGCAAGAAUAACUGUAACCGGAUUUUGAGAUUAAAAAUGACAGAAAAGUUUGUAGAAGCACUGGAAGUUCCACUGCUUCGUAUAAACGCCGCAAGAAUUUUAAGAAAUCUGUGCACCUAUAGUGGAGCAGAUUGCUUCAACAAAUUGAAGGAAGUCACCGUUGCUGCACCCACGGUCCUCAAGGCAAUUGUCUCCGAGGAAAACAAAGUUCAGGAAGUGAUGAUUGGACUCGCAGCACAAGUUUUUAAAUUCAUGAAUCCUCAGGAAUCCAGCACCAUGUUUGAGAGAGCAGGAAUUAAAGAAGCCAAAUUGGCCAACACAUUAGUCCAAAUUCUGAAGAAAUACCGGUAUCCACAAAUCAAGACUCCAAGAAUAAGGAGGUUUGCUAUAGAGUUGGCAAUUUGGAUGAUGAAGGACAAACAAACAAAUGUUCAAGUUUUCAAGGAUUUGAAAAUGGAGAAUGAACUGGAAUGUGUCACAGAGACCACAGCAGAGCUUGAAAGCUUCAAUAUUUUCUCUGGUACAGUUGGACUGAGUCGGCACAGCACGACAAUGCACUCAUUAGUUGAGACUGCACUGAACUUGCUGGAAGAUUAGUGAAACAUAGAAACUCGUACAGAUUUUGCAACAUCAACACAAAAUCAGUACUCCUAGGUGAUGCAAAUAUGUGAAUUAAAUAAGUAAAUAUGCAUACACAAUUGAUUUGUGAUUCUUUUUCUUUACAUAAUUAGUAGAAGUAAUUCUAUAAAAUAUGCAGAUAUUAAUUUAUUCCAUUUUCUAUCA